This is a messenger RNA of Syzygium oleosum, 5158 nucleotides long. RefSeq lists its product as uncharacterized. The record is from RefSeq and is a predicted model, not a curated record. The transcript is spliced from 11 exons. Lineage: Eukaryota; Viridiplantae; Streptophyta; Magnoliopsida; Myrtales; Myrtaceae. Gene Ontology annotation, molecular function: protein binding. The coding region runs from base 343 to 4305 and encodes 1320 amino acids.
CAUUCAUCAACCGAACCGAAAACGAAGAAAAAGAAACGCCAUCAUCUCCGCCUCGCUCGCUCGCUCGCUCGUUCGCUCGCUCAUCAUCAUCCCUUUCUCUCUCGCCGAUCCGCCUCCCUCUCGCCCCUUCCCCCUCGCCAUUGGAUCGCCUCCUCCGCCGCCCCCCGCCGCCGCCCCACGCCGCGACCACCCUCGCCGAUGGCCCCGACCGCGACGCCGCGUCGCCGGCGUGGCUGACUCGCCGGCGGAGCCCCGACGCCCUCCGGAGGAUCCCUAGGGCUAGCGGUUCGGUUCCCUGCGACUUUCCUCUUUUUUUCGGGCCUGUAGAUAUCGAAAACGAACAUGAACUCGUCGAAGCUGGAGGACGGCGGCGGUUCUGGAUAUCCGAGCUCGGCCGACAUCGGCUCCAAUUUCUACUUCAGCGCGCCUUCGGCUUCAGGAUCGGGGUUGGUCUUCGCCAAGGCGAGAAUCUCCAAGAGGAGAAGUAUUAAUCGCCUGAACUUGAACCAGGAGAGCAGAGCUGAUCCCGGAGCGAAUCCGUUCCUGUUCAAUCCGCGUGAUUCCGUGCCUGGCUCGUUUCCGAAUGCGGCCAAUGAUCCUCCGGCGAGUGAGUAUGUGUUUAGCGCGAAUAGGAGUGAUUCGGGCGGGGGCUUGGGGACAGGAGUUGUCGUGGAAAUGGAGAACUUGAGAAUGGGGAGUGGGAAUGCGUCUGUGACUGCUCGAGAUGGUGUUUCUGAUGCGAAUUCAAGCUCGAGGUUUGAAUCAAAGAGUGGCAACAAUAAGAGCUCUAGCUUUGAUGAAUCAGUAGCUUCUGCAUUGCCAGAAGAAAUGAGGAAGCUGAAUGUCCAAGUUUCAGAUGACAAGCCUUCCGGGCGACCCGGGAGUUUUGAGUCUAAUUUAAGUACGAACGAACAGGUUAAGGUUGGUGUAGGGGUCGAUGCAGGCACGUAUGGUUUUGAUGGGAAAAAUGUGGAAGCCGAGCUCCUGGAUCAGUUGAAGAAGAAACUGAAUAUCAGAGAAGCUAAUCGACCGGACAGCAAUGGGGUUGUUGACAAAGCUGAUAAGUUAAAUGAAUCUACUCGUGGAAGUAGGAAGGAAUAUGAUGGUGUGUGUGCUGGAAAUUCAGCAGCUGCUCUCCCUGAUCAGAUGAUGAAUCUCAACUUAAGGGAUCCUGCAGCCAUGGAUAACAGUACUGGAGAGAAUGAUUACGAAUUAAAUACCAAGAAAACCGAUUUUGUAUUUGGAGGGAGCACAAGUGCCAGUGGUCGUACCCGUGGGAUGACAGAAACUGUACUAGUGAAUGAGAUCGAUGAGAAACUGAAUAUUGGUAGCAAAAUGAACGAUUCUACUGCUGAGCCAGUUUCUAGAGAAUUCAGCUUUCAUUCUGGAAUGGAAGCCAAGCAUGCAUUUGGCAGUCAAGUUCCUUUGAACCGACCUAGCAAUGAUAUAGGAGUAAGUGGCACUGCUACAUCAUCGUAUGAAUUCCCAUCCAGUAGCAUGCCUAUAAAAGGAGGGAAGAAUGUUUCUAAUAGAGAUGAGAGAAACAUUAAUGUUUCUUCUGAGAGCAAACAGGAUGAUACUGGCCCAUCAUUUAUGGAAUUUAAGACGCCUAUUGAAAAAGUGGACCUGGCUUCUGGCUUCACUGAAAAAAUUGAGUUUACUGCAAAGAGAGAGGCAUUUGAUAGCUCAAAAAUGAAGAAGAAAAAGGGAAAAAUGAGGCAGUCCGCCCAUGUCCAGCCCCGGCUUAUGCAAUCUUUUAUGUCAAUGGAAAGCAUAUCUCUAGAAAAGCCGGAGGCCUCUGAGCCUUUUUCACCGAUGGAUGUAUCUCCAUAUCAAGAAACAUUAGCAGAAAAUCCAUGGUCAAGAGAUACUUCAGUUACGUCAAAUGAGUCUUACAGUCUGGACAAUGCUGAUGCCUCGGAUGCUCCUCACUCCACUUUUUUUAACAACGCUAUAGACGAAAGCCUCCUUUUUGCAACACAGCAUAUGGAUAUAAAUGAUUAUGAGCUAAGCAGAGAAGCAACAGAGGAUGCUCCUAAGCAUGGGUUGGACAAAAGUGUCAACAUUGAAGGCCCAGUUGAGGAGUCUGCAUCUGGGGCUGAAACUGAAAGCUUUAAAUCUGCUGCUGAUGAUAUAGAAUUGGUCAGGGAUGAUGAUGCUGUUACUUCAUCUGAUAGAACUGGAGCCUGUCGCAGUUCGAAGAUCGAGAGAAGUGAUGAUGAAAGGAGGAAAGAACAUGGUUUAGCUUCACAUGUACAAGAAAUGGGGGACUCUAACUUUACUUUUACUACCUCCUCAGCUUCUCAUGGACAAUUUUCAGUGCCCAAACAUAAACAUAAAAAGAAAUCUUUGGUGAAACCUGUUCACGGUUCCCAUAAUUUGAGUUCAACUCUCGAAAUUCCUUAUGCUUCAUCCCCCUUUCAGCCUUUUCCAUCUUCAGCCAUCUCUUCACCUCUUUCCCCUCAGCCAGAGAAAGUUAAUCUGAUUUCUUCUCAAUACAAAGUUGGAAAAGAUUAUGAGAUGGAUAAAGGGCUGGAUGGCAAGCUUGUAUCAACAUCUACUUCUGCCCCAACCAUCACGCAGGAAGCAUGUGAGAAAUGGCGUUUGAGGGGAAAUCAAGCUUAUGCAAGUGGGGAUGCGGGUAAGGCUGAGGAUUAUUACACACAUGGAAUAAAUUGCGUUUCAAGAGAUGAGAUGUCAAGAAGCUGCUUAAGGGCUCUCAUGUUGUGCCACAGCAACCGUGCAGCUACCCGUAUGGCUUUUGGCAGGAUGAGAGAUGCAACAGGAGAUUGCUUGAGGGCCAUUGAAAUCGACCCUAACUUCUUCAGGGUGCAAGUUAGAGCUGCAAAUUGCUACCUUGCCCUUGGGGAAGUUGAUGAUGCAUUGAGAUAUUACAAGAAAUGCCUGCAAGUAGGAAACGAGGUGUGUGCAGAUCGAAAAAUUGCUGUAGAAGCUUCUGAAGGCUUGCAAAAGGCACAGAAAGUUUCUGAAUGCAUGAACCAUGCAGCCGUGCUCUUACUAACAAGAACAUCCAGGGAUGUUGAAGCUGCUGUUGAAGUUAUUGCAGAGGCUUUGCUUAUAAGCUCAUAUUCAGAAAAACUACUUGAAAUGAAGGCCGAAGCACUUUUUAUGUUGCGGAGAUAUGAGGAAGUGAUUCAAUUGUGUGAGCAGACCCUUGAUUCAGCUGAAAAGAAUUCUUUAGAUAUAAAUGACCAGCUUGCUGAUCUGGAUGGUCUUGAGUAUUCAAAUAGGUUAUAUUUCAGAAUUUGGCGAUGCCGCCUCAUGUUCAAGUCAUACUUCCAAUUAGGAAGGCUUGAUGAGGGCCUUGCCUCACUGGAGAGGCAAGAAGAAUUGGUAUCAGCUAUGAAUAGGAAUCAAAACUCCAGUUUGGCGUCGGUAAUUCCCCAGGUUGGGACUGCACGUGAACUUCUACGUCUCAAGGCAGCAGGUAACGAGGCAUUUCAAGCUGGAAAGCAUGCAGAAGCAGUUGAACAUUACACUGCUGCCAUGUCAUGCAAUGUGGAGUCACGUCCUUUUGCAGCUAUUUGUUUUUGCAAUCGUGCUGCCACAUACAAAGCUUUGGGCCAAAUUACCGAUGCUAUUGCUGAUUGCAGCCUUGCCAUAGCCCUCGAUGGAAACUAUCUGAAGGCAAUAUCUAGGCGAGCCACUUUAUUUGAAAUGAUAAGAGAUUAUGGACAAGCAGCGGCAGACCUCCAGAGACUUGUUUCUAUUCUCACAAAGCAAGUAGAGGAGAAGACGAAUCAAGCUGGAGUUUAUGAUAGAUCUCUCAGUUCUGUGAAUGAACUAAAACAAACGAGCCUACGGCUUAGUGAAGUGGAAGAAGCAGCGAAAAAGGAUAUUCCCUUGGAUAUAUACCUAAUUCUAGGAGUAGAACCAUUAGCGUCACUACCAGAUAUAAGGAAGGCGUAUCGUAAAGCAGCACUUAAACAUCACCCUGACAAGGCUAGUCAAUUUUUGGCAAAAGUUGACAAUGGAGAUGAUAAACUUUGGAAGGGAAUAGCAGAAGAAGUCCGGAAGGAUGCUGACAGACUUUUUAAAAUGAUUGGAGAAGCACAUGCUAUACUUUCGGAACCAACCAAGCGUUUACAGUAUGAUCUUGAAGAAGAGAGGAGGAACAUGGAGAAGAAACGCCAUGGAGCCAACACAACUAGGACACAUAGAGACGACCAAAAUCAUCCAUUCGAAAGAAGCAGCAGCAGGCAGCAAAGGAAGGAAGCUUGGGGAACUUAUGGUAGUUCCCAGGCUCGAGCCUCAGAGUCUAAUCGCUGGACAAGAUACACUUGAUCGUCGAGCGCAGUACGAGCGUAGUAGUUCUGGGGUACUCCGAAUACAGAGAAGCACGGCCCACACAGUUCUUCACCACCUAAGGAUCCUACUACAGCAUAGGAUGUGCAGAGGUCUAGAGGCGAUACAAUUUCCUUUACCCUUCUGUAAUUGGAGCUCAGUGGAAUGCGUGUAUAUGGUUCUGGGCGGUAGAAUACGGGCAGAACAGACCCACCCAUUUGAAAAUUGCAGUCUAAAAGGAGGAGCUAUGGAGAUUGCUCUUAGCAGAGGGGGACGCAGUUUAACCGGAAAAAAAGGCAACCAAUAAAAGUAGAUCCCAUUUAGUACGAGAUGGAGCUUGGUUUGUACAACGUGAUGAUAAAGGAGAGGACGUAAGGGAAGAAACAUGGGGACUGGAAUGAAUGUCCGAAUACUAACUCCUGACCUUUAACAGUAAAUAUCUUGACAAUCUGUACAGAAGAGGGGGAGUGUUAUUUAUAGAGGCAAGACAUUGACUCGACUCGACAGUUCUUCUUCAGCUCUGGCAAAAAGGUAAUGAUACUGACGGAAAUGGUUCUGCUGAUAUUCUUUUCCUCUUUACGUAUCACAGAAAGUAAGUUUUUCUCAUCCCGCAGCGUGGUUCGUUUUGCUUUUGCCUAUGCUUUCCAGAUACUAGUGCAAGUUUGUCUUUUUUUUUUUUUUUUCAAGAAAAGAAAAGGGUUUGUUUGUUAUGCACACAGAUGAAAGAUGGUUUUGGUGUACAGUCGGUUUUCGAGGCCAUCCUUUUUUUUGGGGGGUUGGAAAGUGAUUUGAUAUUUAACAAUUUGUAUUCAUUGAUCGAUUAUUCAAGAGGGAGCUCUAUCUUAUUGAAACU